Molecule: messenger RNA, 2004 nt
Organism: Guillardia theta CCMP2712
Lineage: Eukaryota; Cryptophyceae; Pyrenomonadales; Geminigeraceae
Exons: 14
Coding region: 1-2004 (667 amino acids)
Biological process (GO): monoatomic ion transport; transmembrane transport
Cellular component (GO): plasma membrane; voltage-gated sodium channel complex
Molecular function (GO): calcium ion binding; voltage-gated sodium channel activity
Source: RefSeq, a predicted model, not a curated record
AUGUCGGUUCGCGGCGGAUCCAUCAAGGGGGAGAACCCCGUCUCCCUCCGGCUGUCAGGGAAUUCGACGACUUCAACGAUCUACGAUGGAGCCAUGGAGGUUUACAGCACAAAACUCAUGCAGUGGAAUGGCAGGCGAGGGGUGCUCAGCGCAAGGUAUUUGUCCUUGUACACCAACGAGAUAGAGGAGGACUUCGGGACUCUCAAGGACAUCGUGGCCACCUCAGAGAUCGAUCAUGUGGCCUCACUCAAGGUUGGAGGCCAUGCCGCCCUUGACAGCUUCUACAAUGAUGUUUUCCCUCAAGAGAUCGACACGAUUUGUCGAAGAAAGUCUUUGCAGAACAUUCCUGGAGAAGUUGUGAAUGGUUCAUAUUACGACGUUGUCUUCUCAAAUCUGGACAUCAUCUUCACUGUUUUGUUCACUUUAGAGCUGGCUGUCAACAUGUGUGGAAAUCUCUUCCGAAGGUUUGUUUCAGACGGAUGGUCGCUGUUCGACCUGUUGGUCGUGAUGGUUUCCAUCGUUGCGCUCUCCAACUACAACCUCCCAGGGAUCAAUGCCAUCAGGCUCUUGAGAGCCUUCAGGGUCAUCCGGCUGUUCGGCAGGCUCCAGUCCCUGCGCCUCAUCAUCAACAGCCUCUCUGCAAGCAUCCAGCCUGUCUUCCACGCCUUCUUCCUGAUGCUUCUCAUCACUUCGAUCUACGCAAUCCUUGCCGUCCAGCUCUUCGGUCCAGACUCGCCUCGCAAUUUCGGGCGCUUCUCCAGCUCGCUCUUCACGAUGUUUCAAGUCUGCACGGGAGACGGAUGGUCCUCGGAGAUCGUGAGGCCGCUCUUCCGAGACAAUCAAGGGCAGUACAAUGUUGGGGUCGCGUUCUUCUUCGCCUCCUUCAUCGUCUUCGUCGGUUGGACGCUGUUGCAAGUGGUGGUGGCCGUCCUGCUGGAGAAUUUCACCACUGCUGUGGAGCAGGAGAAGGAGAAGAUGGCCAAGGCGAACGCGCUUCAUGGAAGUUCAAGCCCUUUGGACCCUCUCCUUGCCUCCUUGAUCACGAGCACAAGCUCCCACGAGCUCUCCAAGAAAAUCAACGCGCUGUUCCAGCCUCGUGUUUACUCUCAGAUCAUGGACUCGGAUGAUUCGGGCAGCAUAUCGCUCACUGAGCUGAAGGAAGGUUUUCGAAAACUCCCUUGGGCUCAGGACGUGGACUUCACGCAAGAGUCCUUCUCCUCCAUCUUUCAGAACGAAGAUUUAAGUGAAGGCAUUGAUCACAUUGACCUGGUCUACUUCGAUCGCAUCAUCAGGUCCCAGCUCAAGUCCUACGUGCAGCGCAUGCUGGACAAGGAGAUCCAGCACGGGUGCGCGAGCGUCGACUCAGUCUCGAUGCUGGCGAUGAAGCUGAUGCUCAUCGAGAUGGAGAACUCUGCCCUCGAGUUCCGCAAGAGCCAGAAGAACACCUCCCUCAGCCUCGAAGACUCAAAGACUGCAGACCACGAGGCCCUGGCAGAGCAGAAGCUACUCAAGCUCCCGACCUUCCUCAUGCAUCGGAGCCGAGCCGGCAAGGGCUCCGACUGGCGGGACUCCUUCCUCCCUCCGCGCAAGGAGCUGCUCCCGAACAGGGGGAGCUACUUUCGGAGCAAGAAGUCUUGCGCGCAGUGCGACGAGAUGAUGUCGGCGAUCCGAGACAUCCAGGCGUCUCUCGCCCUCCUCACCCGGGGCAUCGACAGGAGGUCCACCAACGGCCAUGCCCACCCGCCGGCAGCCAGGGAGGAGGAGAGCAGCUCGGGAGGUUUCUCACUCCUCGAAGAGCUCACGACCAUGGGGAAGAGGAGCAACGGAAUCCCGUCGGCCCUGCUCGAGGGCCUCGGCCUGACCCCCCCAGUGAAGCGGGAGCGGCCUCUUGCUCGCAGCACCCGUGACCGGAUGUUGCCUAGGAAGGAGGAGGUGGACCGAACGAUGUAUGACAGGAGCAAGUUGAACAACUUGUACCAAACGAGGUCACAAGGUCGCUCUUGA